Ilex paraguariensis (yerba mate) is the source of this 609-nucleotide messenger RNA. Lineage: Eukaryota; Viridiplantae; Streptophyta; Magnoliopsida; Aquifoliales; Aquifoliaceae. The record is from the annotation of a GenBank genome assembly.
AUGGAGGGAAAGCAAACCCAAGGUCGAAAGAAGAUUGAAAUGAAGAUGAUCAAGAAUGAAAAUUCAAGAAGGAUCACCUUCUCCAAGCGUCGAACCGGGCUAUUCAAGAAGGCAAGUGAGCUUUCUACUCUCUGUGGAGUAGAAAUCGCCAUUAUUGUCUUCUCCUUAGGAGGCAAGGCCUUCUCUUUUGGCCAUCCAAGCGUUGGUACUGUCAUUAACCGGUUUCUCAGUGAAAACCACCACCCAACUGAGCAGACCACUAGGCAUCUAGGGACUCACCGCGAGGCUAGACUUCAGGAUCUCAAUCAGCAGUUCAACAAGCUGAGCAAACAGUUGGAAGUGAAGAAAAAGAAAGGGAAAAUGUUACGGAAGAGUACUGCAGAAUCUAAGUGCCAAAGCUUUGAAAAGUAUAUUAAUGGGCUUGGGCUGCAUGAGCUUGAAAAACUAAAAGGAAUGAUGGAAAAGCUUAAGGAAAAUGUGGUUAGAAAGGUUAAUGAGCUUCACUCAGAGGCUCCUCCUAGAGAUUUCAAAGCAGUGGGUCUGUUGAAUGUUUGGGAAAAUGGGACUGACAAUGAUCAUCCCAUUCCAAAGGAUUGGUUGAGUUUGUGA